Oreochromis aureus is the source of this 1931-nucleotide messenger RNA. RefSeq names its product inositol 1,4,5-trisphosphate receptor-interacting protein. Bases 128 to 1906 code for a protein of 592 amino acids. Gene Ontology annotation, cellular component: membrane. The record is from RefSeq and is a predicted model, not a curated record. The transcript is spliced from 2 exons. NCBI's taxonomy places the organism in Eukaryota, Metazoa, Chordata, Actinopteri, Cichliformes, Cichlidae.
CCUACAUCUAAAAUAGGAAGAGAUCACAGAACCUGCGGCUGUGCAAGGUUGAUCUCUUAGUUCCGUCUUUAUACCUAUUCAGUGCGUUGCAUUAUUGAGAUAAACACACUUUCUGACAAUACUGACGAUGCAAGAAACUCUGCUGAGAGUGUUUGUGGUGGGUCUCGGUCUCUUAAUGUGUCCAAGGGAUGACCCUGGAGUUGAGGAAUGGGACGAUAUUGUCAACAAGGACAUGCAAAGGCAUGAAGAGAAGCUGCCGAGAGAGGAAGAGAAACUCGACCAGGAAAUGCCACCUGUCAGUGAGAAAAUACACACAGACAAAAAUGAGACUGAAGAUGACAGAAACAUUCAUGAUGAACAGAAGAAGUCUGAUCAAAAUGUCACUGAGGCUGCUUUAAAGACAUCACAAGAUGCUAAUGAGCUAAAGGGAAAAGAUAUCCAUACUGACAGCCCUUUUGGAGACCCUGGCAGACCACAGGGCCAGCAUGCAAAACCUGAGAAGGAAAUAUCAAGUUCCAAAGGACAAGACACACCUUUUAAAAACGUCAAGACAUCAGAAAAUGAAACCUCAGAGAAAUCAAUUGCAGAAUGGGAAAGAGAUUACCUCUGGUACAUUUGGAACACAUUCUCAGUCAUUUCCAUGAUCCGUUUCUGUUGGAAAUACCUGAAUAGGAAUUCCCAAACGACACAAGUAGCAGCCUCCCCUGUGACGUGCGCUGCUGAUAAAGUGGAGCUACCGGACAUUGGCACUCUUCACGAUUUUUAUGCUAAAUAUGUUCAAGAAUCAUCUCAAAAGAAGUGGAGGAAGGAUGAGUUUCUGGAAGGAUUUGCAAAUGACCUGCUAGAUGCUAUGAGGACCAUAUGUGGUAGAAAUGGCAGUAUGGUGAUUGAGGACUUUCAGAUGCUCAGUGCCUGUAAUAUCAUUGUCCCUUUGACCCCACCUAAGCCAUUUAGUUUUCACAUUCAGCUCUGUAACCACAAAGGGAGGGAUUUUUCAAAUAUGCCAGUGUGCGGUCAAAUAAAACUUUUGGAAAAUAAGAAAACCCAAGAUUGCCACUGUCAGAACUCUGAUGCAGAUGAGGAUAUGGUUUGCCUGCUGCAUUCUGACCACAAUGAGAACAUAAGGACAGAAAUUACUGAGGUUUGUGAUGGUUUUCUGUGCUCAAAGAACACUCCUUUCUUGUCAAAAUCACUGGUCUCCAGAUGGUUUCAGAGCACUAUAAAACAAGCAUGGAGACUGAUUUCACACAAGUAUGAGUUUGAGCUCAACAUUCACUAUAUUGAUGCUCCUGGUGCUCUAGUGAUCAGAUUCAAGUCAGGCAAGAAGAUCACCUUCAGUAUGAAUCCCGUGGUUACAUUUAAUAAUGAUGCUUAUUUUUUCAUUACACCUUUGUCCUCAAGUGAUUUAGAUACUUUCUGGAGACUAUCCUUAACCAGCUAUGAAGACCAUCUCCUAGAACAUCUCUCGAAACGCCUGCCUGAAAAUGCUUGUCAUAUUCAAGCACUUGAAAUUGCACGUUUCCUUCACAAGAGGCAGACGGCAAUGACAGGAAGUAGUGCUCUGAAGGAUUUUCAUUUCAAAACGGCCCUAAUGCAUCUGCUUCUCACCACAGACCCAAGACAGUGGAACGCAAACUGUGUUGAUUCUAGGUUACGAGACUUGCUAUCCUUUAUAGAAAGAAGUCUUGAGAAAAAGGUACUCAAACACAUUCUCAUUGGCAAUCCUUUAACUGAGGUUAUUGAACUUCCUGUUGAAUUAAUCAGAGCAAAGCCAGUGAAUCUCUUCCAUCCUCUUGUGGUACAUAACUGCAUGUACAGGAAUGCUAUGACACAUUUCCAGGAGAUGCUUAGAAAUGCAUACAUGAUGGUUGAUGACUACGCAAAAUAUACUGAAAGAGCAAGUUGAAAAAAUUGAAGACAGUGCAAUUUAG